Molecule: messenger RNA, 1352 nt
Organism: Rubroshorea leprosula
Lineage: Eukaryota; Viridiplantae; Streptophyta; Magnoliopsida; Malvales; Dipterocarpaceae
Source: the annotation of a GenBank genome assembly
CUUUUUCACGCUGCAUCUGUCUCUUUGGCAUUCAAUUACUCUUUUAACCUCGUUUCCCCAUCUGUCCGAUCAAAGCGUUUUUUCCUUUCUUCCUCCCCGAUUAAUCUCUCUUCUAGCUCCCCCUUUGUUCUUCGAUGAUCUCAUCUACAGAAUCCAGUGCAUGCGAGCCAUAUCCAUGGGAAUAUACAUGAUGGCAACGGAGCUGAAGUGCCGUGGGACUGAAUUCUUCCUCCACGUGCUGGGAAUAGUGGGGCUGGUUGCCUUUGCUGGGUUGAGAGUUGGUUUGACACUAGACUUCUAUCGUUCUACCCUCGACAUGGCUGCAAGUCAAUAUGUCAAAAUAUAUAAUCAAAUAGACUAUAUUAUCAAUUAAUUAUCUUUAUCAUAGAUAAGAAAAAAUUAAGUACCUUCAUGAAGUAUGUUGAUGGCCGUGAUCACAAGUUCUUGGCCGUUUGAAUAAAUUAGACCAUUUGCUAUUUUUGGUUCUUGAAAAUUAUGGACGUUAUAUAUUUCACUUGGCUUACAAUAGAAUGUGUUGUUGUGAUGGUACUCAUGGGGAAAGAUUGGAUAUUAAUAAUCAAUGCAACCUUCGACACGAUCCAAUGUGAAGUAAUCUAUUAUGCUUUUAGUUAACCAUUCAUCCUCUUCCAAUGUAUUUUCCUUUCUAUUUUCUUCUUUCCAAGUAUUCUCUCUUCUGUGUGUUCUUAUGGUAGGGUUCCGUGUUUUCUUAUGGCAGGGAUGCAUUUCAAAUGGCCCAAAGUAAUUGAUCACAUGGUAAGAGACUUCAAAUGGAAAGAUGAAAGGAUUUUCGAUGUGAAAUAUUUCAUAGAUGUUUUGUUUAGAAGUUGUCUGAAAGGAAUUCUUUAAUUUCGAAAUUCAAUAUUUCUACUGAUGUCUUUUUUCUCUUUGGUCUUGGUACUUACUGUAUUUGACCAAAUGGACGUGGCCCCUAAUUAUGAAGUGUUACAUCUUAUUUGGAGCUUGCAACUAUGUUUUGUGGGAAACUAAUCAAGGGCUUUUCUUUAAUCAUUUGUAUUCCCAAUAUAAUGACUUUGGGAGUUCAAAUUUGUUUAAUUGGUGGUAGUAAAUAGGAUGUUUGCUUAAGGCUUCAAUAACUCAAUAAUCAAAUAUUUAGAAAUGUAAUGAAUAUUAACUUACCAUUAAGUUCUAAAAUUCUAUUUAUUGUAUUUAUUUAUUUAUUUUUCAUUCUCUUUCAGGUUAUUUUUCAUUGGAACAUUUCAUGUGAGGCACGGGUAUUAUUUAGAUUGAAGAUAUAUUCACACAUUUUAUUUCAUAUUUUCAAUAACUCAAUAAUCAAUCUUUUAGAAAUGUAAUGAACAUCAACUUAACAU